Capsella rubella is the source of this 844-nucleotide messenger RNA. RefSeq lists its product as uncharacterized. The transcript has a single exon. The record is from RefSeq and is a predicted model, not a curated record. Bases 94 to 633 code for a protein of 179 amino acids. NCBI's taxonomy places the organism in Eukaryota, Viridiplantae, Streptophyta, Magnoliopsida, Brassicales, Brassicaceae.
ACUGUGUGUUGUCUCUUUAGUCCUCUCUUCUUCUUUUAUUUUAAUAAUCUUUAAUUGGUUUCUUUAGUUUUCUUGAUCUGAGAACUGAGAAGAAUGGCUCUGAACAGUGUGUCCUCUGAAGAGUUUAGCUUCCCGUCGCUUGCUUCUCAUGAUUCUUCUUCUCACCGUUCCGGUCUCGAUUCACCUCCUCUGUGGAAACACUCACCGGUUCAUUCUUCCCGCCGGAAAGAUUACGACUUUGAAUUCGCGAGGUUAGUCAUCGGAAAAGAGGGUGAUCUCCACGAUCAGGCGAAGAGCUUCUCGUACGUGGAGAUGAGAAGACGUUGGAGCGAGGACAAAGCAGAGGACAAAAUGGAUAUGUUAUGGGAAGAUCUCAACGAAGAUUUGCCUCCUAGAAGCCAGAGUCUGAGGAUUGAAACCGGCGGCGACGGUGGAGAGAAGAAAACUUCUUUCUUUACCGAUGAGAAUUCCGCCGUGGCCGUGGGGUGCGGGACGGGGAUGAAGUUGUCGAAGAAUACACCAAAGAAGAAGAAGAAGAAUCUGAACGUUUUGGUGUUGAUGAGGGUUUUGAAGAAGCUUAUUGUUUUGAGAAGUUCGUCUCAUAGAUCGCCGGUGAAAACUCAUCCACGGUGAUCGCGAUCUCCACCGUGAUAAUUGUGAAUCAGAGGAUUGGGGCUAUUUUGUAGAAUUCAUAAGUUACGGGGCUUUUUUCUUGUGGAGAAAAAAUGUAACUGUCUGAAAAUGAUUUGUUUGUAGUUUUUGGGUGGUUCACAACCAUUAAUUUUUAGAGUCCUAAAUUUUUUAAUAACACAUUCUAUAGCCUUUCUUGGGUUCUUCUAUCUUC